AUGCAGCUUUCCACACUCUUCCUUGCUGUUCUCACUGCAGCCAGCACUGCAAUGGCACACAUGGAAAUGAUUCAUCCAUUUCCCCUGAAGAGCCCGUAUGAUCCCAAGAACAAGGUGUCGAACAUUGACAUCAAUAAUACCCACCACUUGAAGAUAGAUGGAAGCAACUUCCCCUGCAGAGGCCACCACAAGAACGCCCCCUGGCGCACUGUGACUACCUACACCGCCGGCCAGAAGGACUACAUGGAGCUCGCUCCCGGCAUCAACCACAACGACGGCUCAUGCCAGAUCUCGCUCAGCUACGACAACGGCGAAACUUUCCGCGUCAUCCAGUCCUAUAUGGGUGGCUGUCCACUGAAGUUGAAAUGGGACUUUCAGAUCCCGGAAAUCGCACCCGCCGGAGAUGCCUUGUUCGGGUGGAGCUGGUUCAAUCUGGAGGGAAGAAUCAACAUGGGAUAUCGAUAUGGUUGGGGCGAAACCCUCGUGGCCGGCCCUUUCAGGGAUUCCCGAGGCGACGCGCAGCAAUACCUAUCAUUUAACGAAUCAAAUGGGAAACAGCUCCCUAAACCGGUAGUCAGCUUCAUACAGCAGGUAGCUGACGCCUGCGACUUCCUGCAACACCAAAUUGUGGAUAUUCUGACUGCCAACUGCCGUAUCGGCUCCGAGCUGGCCAACAUCCGGCAGACCCUUCAGAACGUCCAGGAACAGACCUACUACACUCAAUCGAGUGUACAGAAACAGAACAACCAGUCCUGGGCCUCUGUGGUCCGCAACGCGCCUCCCCCGGCCCAUACGAUCUCGUCUCACGGCUCCUUCAGUACCGCCCCGGCCACCCCGUCGGAGCUCAGCAAGGACCGCGAGGUCAUCGUUAAACUACGGGAUGCUGGGGCUCUCUCCCUAGCCAAAACGCGUUUUGUAGCUGCUAGACAGCUUAGGUCCGGCGACCUGAGCCUCUCACUCCGCUACGCCGCUGAGGCCGAAGCUGCCAGGACCCACGAUCAAUGGGUCAACUACCUGAGCGCGGGAGCCAUGUUACGGCGUCCCUCUUGGGGUAUCGUUAUACAUGGAAUCGCAUUUAAGUCAAUUGGAGACCUCACCACCGAUAAGGAACAACAACGGGUAGCUAACGAGUUACUCGAGGAGAACAGGGACUGCUGGAACCAGAAAUCGUCUGCCCUGAUCGUGGAAUUCUUAGAUCCCCGUCACGCCAACGAGGCAAUCGCACGAGGCACCAUUUGGGAUAGCGUUAUCCAUAAGACAGUAUUAUAUGAUCGGACUGCUCGUAUCCGACGGAGCGCCGCUGUGCAGGGUGUGGAGAAGCACACGCUGCCUGGCACAAAGGGUGUUCGAGGUACGCAGCAGAGAUGGACCGGGUUCAAGCUACAGCAGUGCACCGGCAAGCCUGGUACCGGGUCCCUCCCUAUCUGCAGGACUUUCAGUUCUCCGUACGUAGCGGUACGGAGGCCUCCAGCUCGUCUAACAGCGAGGGACGCAGCCAGCCGCACAUAA
Molecule: messenger RNA, 1509 nt
Organism: Aspergillus affinis
Lineage: Eukaryota; Fungi; Ascomycota; Eurotiomycetes; Eurotiales; Aspergillaceae
Exons: 7
Coding region: 1-1509 (502 amino acids)
Source: RefSeq, a predicted model, not a curated record